This is a messenger RNA of Saprolegnia parasitica CBS 223.65, 893 nucleotides long. RefSeq lists its product as hypothetical. Gene Ontology annotation, cellular component: nucleus; mediator complex. The transcript is spliced from 8 exons. NCBI's taxonomy places the organism in Eukaryota, Oomycota, Saprolegniomycetes, Saprolegniales, Saprolegniaceae. Gene Ontology annotation, biological process: positive regulation of transcription by RNA polymerase II. The coding region runs from base 48 to 851 and encodes 267 amino acids. The record is from RefSeq and is a predicted model, not a curated record. Gene Ontology annotation, molecular function: cyclin-dependent protein serine/threonine kinase regulator activity.
UUGUUGUUGGUAAGCCGCGGGUCCAGCUCCGAGGACGACGGAGACGCAUGGCGCUCAACUUCUGGCAGUCGUCGCACUACCUGCACUGGAUGAAGGCGCUGCGGCUCGAAGACCUCAAGCGCAUCAACCCGAAGGACACAUCGCUCGACAUGAGCGAGGUCGAGAGCAUCCACCUGGCCAUGAUCUCGCUCAUGGAGGAGCUCGGCGCGCGCCUGCACAUCAACCAGAUCAUCAUCUGCACGGCCAUUUUGAUCUACCGCCGGUUCUACCUCACGCAGAGCUUUUGCGACUUUGAUCCGCGCCUUGUGUGUGGCACAGCGCUCUUCAUCUCGUCCAAGAUCGAAGAGUGCCAAGCACGGCUCUCGGACAUCACGACCAGCCUCCACGAGCUCACGACCCCGUACACGGAAGACCGCGAAGCGUUCUUUGAGUUUACCGAAAAAGACAUUAUUGAAUGCGAGUUCUUCGUCAUCGAGGCCAUGCAGUACGACAUGAUCAUGCACCACCCUUUCCCGACACUCAUCAAGCUCUACGACGAGUUCGAGGUCGAGUUUCCCAUGGACGAGCACAGCUUCAAGAUGGCAUGGGACCUCACGUUGUAUACUUACCGGACACACCUCAUCAUGCUCCACCCGCCGUUCAUGAUCGCGCAUGCCGUGCUCUUCCUCACGCUGGUGGACGCAGCGUACGACGGCCAUGACAUGCUCGACAAGUGCAACAUCAACCACGACAUGGUGGUCGAGAUCGCGACCGAGCUACAGCAGUCGAUUGAAGAGCACAAGGCGCUCUGCGCGCUGCAAGCCACGUCGCUUGCCAAGCUCGCUGAGGUCGUCCCCGACCCCUUUGCUUAGACGCCCUCUACUUAUCCCCUUCAACAUCAUUCUGCGUCCUUA